Molecule: messenger RNA, 1176 nt
Organism: Parnassius apollo (apollo)
Lineage: Eukaryota; Metazoa; Arthropoda; Insecta; Lepidoptera; Papilionidae
Source: the annotation of a GenBank genome assembly
AUGGUAUUUUCGUGUUGUGUGAAAGGUUGUAGAAGUGAAAGUUACCCUGAAUGUGGUUUGUCAUUCCAUAGUUUCCCGGUGAAGGAAGAUGCACUGAAAGCAUGGAUCAAAGUAGUUCCGGUAAAAGGAUCUACUAAAUACAAAAAAGUUUGCUCUAACCAUUUCAAAAGUCAGGAUUUUGUUAUCCAAGGAGCCAGAAAGCGCUUAACAGCCAAUGCAGUGCCAUCAGUUCUAGUAACGAUGCCCAUGGAAACUGUGAAGGUGAUCAGUAAUAUUCAAAUAAAACCACCAAACAUCAUGGCUCACCAAGAUGUUCCAGCUAAUUCAAUGAAAAUUGAUAUGUGUUACGAGUCAGUGCCAAAUACAUCUUCUCAGGAAAUCACGUUAAGAAAGCGACCAUUAUCUGAUUUGAGCCCUUCACUCAAUAUUCCCCAAUCCAAUAAAAGGAAAUGUGUCGCGCAUAAGUAUGUACAAACAUCAAGAGGUAAAGAAAAUAGUCAAAUAAAAAGAGAAGUUAAAAUUCUUAAACAAAAAUUAAAACGCAGAGAUUUGAAGAUUACGUCGAUGAAAAAUCUUCUUAGUGUAGUGAAAAAAAGGACUAUGCAUUAUGAAGAUAUUGAGAGUAUCAUUAGAGAUCAUUUUUGCAAUAUUUAUUCAGAAUUUAAACCUAAAAAUAAAUCUAAGAUAUCACCAGGUGUAAGAUAUAGCAAGGAACUUAAGCAGUUUGCUCUAACUCUUAAUUACUAUUCUCCACGGGCAUACAGAUUCUUGCGCACAUGCAUUAAUUUGCCACAUCCUGCUACAAUUCGCAAGAUGCUUUCUUCUGCAGAGUGUAAUGUCGGUUUCCUUAAGGAAGUUUUUGAAUUUUUAAAAUUAAAUGUCCAAACGAAUCCCGCUUUAAUUCAUGUUGCCCUGAUUUUUGACUCAAUGGCUAUUAAAUCGGAGCUCGUGUAUGAGAAAAACUCAGAUAAAACUUGGGGUUAUGUUGAUUUGGGUGGAAUUGAAAAUGUAGAUUCCUAUGAAGUGGCAAAAGAAUCUUUAAUUUUUCAAAUAGUGUCUUACACAAGAAGAAAAAGGAAUACAAUAAUAAGGGAUAAAACGAAAGGGAAGAAACGUCCAAAAUUACAACGUAGUCUUCUUCUGACAUCUCUCUUGAUUGACAACGCAGACUCAUAA